CAGCAGAAUCAGAGCCUUCCUCCGUGGCCGUGGCUGACUGAAGAAGAGGAAGCAGCAGAGCAGCAGCAUCUGAUUCGAAUUCACUCUGAAGCGAAGCUCUUGGCAUCUUCCUGCCGGAAACUCAGCCUUAUCAGAUGUUUCGAGCUCUCAAUCUCCUCCGCUGCCGCCUCAUUGAACCUCCGUGUCCCAGACUCGCCGCCCCCAAGAUUCUCUCCUUCCCACUCUCCACGAAGCAGAGCAACGAGCCAGAUCCCCAGGACGUAGUCUCGCUGAUCAACCGGGACCCCACGAGCCCCCCGCGGCUCUUCGUGGUCCAGCCUCGGCUCCGCCCCGACGCCGCCCUCCACGCCAGGCUCGACGAAGCUCUCUGCCUCGCCAACUCCCUCGAGGAGCAGCGGGAUGGCUUCUUCCACACCGAUUUCUUCGAAAAGGGCCUCCCCCCUCACGUUGUCGUUCAGAACCCUGCUGCUAGAUCCCCGAAACCUCGUGCAGACACGUAUUUCGGACCAGGGACUGUGGACAAUAUUAAGAUCCAUUUAAAUGCAGCAGAAGAAAAGGGUGAAAUAAUAGAUGCUGUUUUCGUGAAUGCCAUCUUGUCGGGAAUUCAGCAGAGGAAUUUAGAGAUGAUAUGGGGAAAGCCUGUGCUAGAUCGUGUAGGCCUUAUUAUAGAGAUCUUUAACGCUCAUGCUUUCACAAAAGAAGCAAAACUACAGGCUGAACUAGCAGCCCUGAUGUACAAAAAGACGAGGCUUGUCCGUGUUCGUGGGCCUAAUGGCCGUCUUACCUUUGGUGUUGGUGGUGAAGCUGAAGUUGUCAGUGCUCGAGGGAGAGGAAGUGGAGGACAAGGUUUCAUCAGCGGUGCUGGAGAAACUGAACUUCAGCUGCAGCGGCGAAGAAUUGCAGAGAGGCGUAGCCGUCUUCUGUCUCAUAUAGAAGAAGUGCGUAGAACUCGAGCUGUGCAACGAGCUGGUCGGAAGAGACAUGGAGGCUCGUUUGGCCUGGGGUUAUCUACCGUUGCUGUCGUAGGAUAUACCAAUGCGGGAAAGUCAACUCUAGUCGGUACACUCUCAGAUAGUGAUGUUUAUGGUGAUGAUCGGCUAUUUGCGACUGUUGACCCAAGAUUGAGAAGCGUUGUUCUUCCCUCGGGGAGGAAAGUGCUUAUGAGCGACACAGUUGGGUUUAUAUCUGAUCUGCCUGUGCAGUUGGUGGAAGCCUUUCAUGCAACUCUGGAGGAGGUGGUUGAAGCCGAUCUUCUUGUGCAUGUAUUGGAUUCAAGUGCUCCAAAUCUCGAUGAGCAUCGUUCAUCAGUCUUGCAAGUUCUUGAACAAAUAGGUGUAUCUGAGAAUAAGCUUCAGAACAUGAUUGAAGUUUGGAAUAAGAUUGAUCUUCAGGAAGUUGAUGAGAUGCAUUCAGAUGGAGCCUUGCUUGAUGCCGAAGAAGUCGAAUUUGAGAAUCUCUCAGGAGAAGAUGACGAGAGUGUGUUGUCUGAGAUAUCAUGUCAGGAGAGCAGUGGUGAGGGGAUAGAUCGCUCGACAACUGCCAGUGGUGAUGAUGAAGUUGUUGCCGAGCAAUCAGAGGGAGAACUCGAGUAUGAGGAAGAUGAGGACCGUCUGUGUGAGGUGUCAUCUGGAGAGCUUGAUGAUUUAGCCAUCACCAGCAACACUCCAGGAUCAUCUAUUCGGCAGGCUCAGAGCGCAGCCAGUGAUGAACGGUAUCAGUCCUACAAGUGUGGGCCUGAUGUGAAAACGUCUGCAGUGACAGGAGUGGGCCUACAAGAGCUUCUGGAGCUCAUCGACGAGAAGCUGAAGGCGCAGGACGAGAGCGUCAAGUCUGAGCGAGUAGUGGAAAGGGGUGCUUUCGAUAGAAAAUGGAGACCACCCCGAGAAAACGAUGCAGGCAUUGCAGUCGAGCAGUAACUCCAUUGGUGGAAAAGAAGUUAAGAGACGCUUGGCAACAGCGGAGUCGAUCGGUUGUCUGCUCAGGAGGACUCAUGACAGUGCUACUGAGCUCUUCUCUGCCGGGCAAUAGUCUCUCGUGUCAAUUUUUGAAUAGAGCGGGAGAAUUUUCUCUGUUUUCUUCGACUUUGAAGUGCACCAACAAUGUCCUUAGGUAUCGAGCAGCUUUGAUGUUAAACGAAGGAUGUUGGACACCCGAUCCCAGUGUGAUGCUGUCGAAAUGGUUAUCUAAAGUGUACGACAAAGCAUUAUCACAUACAAGAAGUUAACCGAGAAAUUCGUCGAA
This is a messenger RNA of Punica granatum (pomegranate), 2241 nucleotides long. The record is from RefSeq and is a predicted model, not a curated record. NCBI's taxonomy places the organism in Eukaryota, Viridiplantae, Streptophyta, Magnoliopsida, Myrtales, Lythraceae.